GGAGCCAGUGCAGGCCAACUGUGUCCGAUGGAGGAAACGGUUCUCGUUCCCCUGCAAGAUGAGCGCCAACGCCGGGACAGGUGUACUGGACCCUUGUGUGUGUCGUGUGUCUGUCAGAAAGGAGCUGAAAGGUGGGAAGGCAUAUGCAAAGCUCGGUUUUGCAGAUCUGAAUUUAGCAGAGUUUGCCGGCUCAGGGAAUACAACCCGCAGAUGUCUGCUGGAAGGCUACGAUACCAAAAAUACCCGCCAGGAUAACUCCAUUCUCAAGGUUAUCAUCAGUACGCAGCUUAUGUCAGGGGAUCCCUGUUUUAAAACGCCGCCCUCCACAGCCACAGUCAUCGGGAUCCAGGGGGAUGUAGAGAGCGUGCUGGAGGAGAGGAGGAGAGGGGACUCGCAGAAAGGCUGUUCUGCAGAGAGUCGAGAAGGGAAGUGUCCUGUUGUUUCUGAGGAUCUUGGCGGUUGCGGCCAUUCCCGAACAUCCAGCUAUGCCAGCCAACAGUCCAAACUUUCAGGAUACAGCACAGGUCACUCCCGCUCCUCCAGCAUGUCAGAGUUCAGCCAUCGGAGAAACCACUCAGUAGGGAGCGCCUCAACAGGCAUUGGUAGCAUCCCAGAGCCCAGUGAAGACCGGGACAGAGAGUCAAGACCCUGCCCUGCUCUACCGGAACACCCAGUCCCUACAGCCACUACUAGCAACCCAGUGGGUACACCAGUACAGAGUGCCUCAUCCUGUGAACGACUCAACAGAUACCCAGUGAAGCAGGACUCCAUGGAGUCACAGAUGAAGAGAAUGGACGACACGCGAGUGGAUGCAGACGAUGUUGUGGAAAAAAUUCUUCAGAGUCAAGACUUUACACCAAGCCUACUGGACUCCAGUGCUGAAGAGGAGGGCUUGCGUCUGUUUGUUGGCCCUGGUGGAAGCACAGCCCUAGGAAGCCAUCACCUUCAUUCCAGGGUUGGAGCUGGAGCAUACGAGCAGGUGGUGAUAAAGCGUUAGACAUGCAGGCUCUAAGAGGAGGGCUCACACUGCUUUGCGAAAAAACAAACCUUGAUGUUAGGUUGUGUCAGCUUCAAUCUGCACUCCUACAGCACACACAAGUUACCUGAUCAGCACUGUGUCCUCCCUGAUCGCUCUUUGAAUGGUUGACAUUUUAACAGUGCCCUCCUGUGUUCAUGUUUGAAACUGUACUGUAGCUCUCUGAUGGGUUCUUUUUUUUUUUUUUGUUAAGAUCGGGAGGUCAUCUCAGUGCAAACAUACAGAUGUGUGUUAGGAAAAAAAAAACGAGCAAUGACCAGAUCCUUCAGAAAACAUUAACAUAAAACGCCGACAGUCUGUUUCACAUUUUCUGGGAUUAGAUUAACCUCAUUAGUUGAAGUCCAACGUUCCCACGCAGCAGCCAAAACUGUACCGAAUAAAUUGUAGAGGAACUGGGAGAAAUCGAUACUGAGGACACAGGACAUGCUGUGUGUGUGUGUGCACCAUCAGAACAAACUGAUAUCAACACUGAAGAGGAGUACGUGCUUUCAAAACAUUCCUUUUGACUCUUUUUGUGUGUUCGGAGAUCUCAAAUAGGAUUUUAUAAUUAUGAAUAGCCUAUAAGCUGCUAAAAAGCCGCAGUUGUUGGCACUCUGACAACUGUUAUUGUUUUGAUUGUGAGAAUGUUUUACUACAAAAAGGAGGCAUCAGAGUCGAGCUAUUUGAGGAUGCAGACUGUGUGUGAGUGUAGGUAAGUGUCUUUUAUGUGUUGACCACUGUUAGCAGUUAUCCUGUUGUCGUGGAUGAGCGGGAGGAUGUGACACAAUGUCUUUCGUAGCGGAUGUUAUAUUGGUACUUGCAAAAAAAAAAGAAAAUGUGAUAACAGACGUUCUUGUUUGCAUCUGAAUGGCACACUGCUAAGUGUUGUUUAGGAGAAUCCUCCACAGAGAGGGGGAUUAACACCACAAUUGUUGAAGACCAAGUGAAGACAUUUUUUGAUACUUUCCUCACCAUAUUAUCACCAAAACUGUAGAAAAGUGUAAAGCAGUUAAAACUGGCUUUGAAAAUGUCACUUUCUACAAAUAGGGAGCGUAAUGAAUCUAAAUCCCAGUGACUAGGUUUUGGUUUUGUAGUGCUCACCAUGUUGCUGUAACAACACAUCAGUUCAGGUUGCGUUUACUGCACUCUGUCACGGAGAGACAGCCAACGAGACAGCUCAAAUAAAUGUAAUGCCUUGUAAAUUAUCAGAUUGAUUUCAGUAUUUUAAUAAGAGAUGUACAGACUAAUGCCCAGCUAAACAGAUCCAUUCUAUACCUGUAAUCGAAAGCUUACUAAAUAAAUGUUAUUUUCUUAAACAGAUUUAAAAGGACAAGAAAACUGAAAUAUAGGUAAAUACUGUGACUUCCCCCCCAAUAUUCCACAAAUAUUAUCCAAACACACAGGCAGUCUAGUUUUUUUUAGGUGAUGUUUCCUUCUUUUUUUUUAAAAAGAAAAUGUAAAUCCUACAUCAACGAUGUUAUGUGUUUAAUAUUCAGCCGAAAUUUUAAAAUAUGAAGGUUUUACGUGUCUGUUACGCAGUCUGCCUUUUUUCUGGAAUUUACUGCUCUUGUAAGUGAAUGCUCUCUGGCUUUGUAGGUCAGUAAAAACCAAAUGUAAAGGGGCUUCUGUGAUUAAUAUCAAGGUAGAAGGGCAUAUAUCCAAUGCCUGGCAUUUAAGCUAUGUAUCUAUUGUAUACCUAUGCUUUGCAACUCAACUACAUCAUUGGAAGAAGGCCUGUUGAUCAGGAAGCUUCAAUCAGCAAACAAAUGGAAGAUGCUGUGAUAUAUCAACAAUUUCAUAAACGUGCAACUGAUACAUACUGUAGUUUGUAUCGCUCUAGGAUUGUUAAAUGAAGGACUUAAUAGGUGAUUCACUGCCAUGUAGAAAAUGCUCAACAGCACCUGUCUUAAAAAGCUGCAGAGUAUUAGAUUUCUUUGUGUAUGUAUAUCUCCCUCCAGCUUAUAAACUGCUAGACUAAACAACAGUCUAAUAACAAAUCUAUUAUCCAACGCAAUCAGUAUCGAAUCAAUUAGAGCUGCAGAUAGAAGUCCGACUUCCUAAUAUACAUCUGAAAUCCUGAUAGUGUCAUGCAUGUUGAGGAUUUGAAUUUGUAGCCUCAGAAGAUUAACUGCACAAUAAACUCAUUAAAUAUCAAACUAGCCAAAGUACACAACAAACGAUUCACCAGGGACCCUGUCAGGCCUAUGCAUAGGGAGUAAAUACACAUUAUAACUAGUGAAAACAGACUGUAUAGUAUCUAUAAUCUUCUGUCUCCUGUCAUAAGCCAUAGUCGAAGUAUGAUACUUCCUUCCUUAGAUUAUAUACAUGUGGAAUCAAUAUCUGCACAAAUGUCAUUGUAUGGUAUUGAACUAUGUCAGUGUUCUCUGUUUCUGUGUCCCUCUGUUCUGCAUGAUGAAGAUGUCCUUUUGUUAGCUUGCAGAACUUGACACAUCUUCAUGUUUUACCUAAUUUAAUAUUGUGCCAUCUUUUAAUCUGAAUAUUUCCACACUGAAGGAAGAUUUUCACUUGCCUAAUUAGCAGGUAUAACAUCUGUUUUGUUAUUGAUACGUCCUGUUAAAGCAGAAAUCUGCAAAGUAUUUGCUGUGACUGUAAGUCAGUGUUCUCAUUUGAUUAUUUUGUAUUUCCGGCAUGGUUUGAAUUUUCAAAUGAUGAAAGUAACAUCUGAAGGAUAUCAUCGUCUGUGUUUUGGAAUCUUUCAUUGCUGAUAUUGUGCCAUAUGUUUUCUAAAUAAUUCAUUCUUUAAGGGAGAGAAAAAAAGUCUUCUCCCUGCAUAGUAAAAAAGUGUUUAGUGUAUGAUUUAUGGCUAUCCAAUAACAACUAUUGUCUGUUUUUCUUGUGUGUUUUUGGAUCAAAAUCACUUGUUUCACCUGUGGGGAACAGGUGUGUUCAUCUUGGUACCUAACAUGUUGUUACAAACAUGGUUUCUUCUUCUCUUCUGUGAAGCUGUUGUCUAUAUAAAACUGUCAAACGUAUUCUCCGGUGAAGUGAUGUUCUGCGCUGUUCUGACACCGUUCAGUGUUUCCUGUUAAAGGCUUGUUUUUUGACCAACAUCUGCUUCCUUAACAAGAGUACUGGAUGCUUCAAAUGUGUACCUUGCACUGUUGAAUUAAACGGUUAAAAAAUCUGGA
Messenger RNA from Labrus bergylta (ballan wrasse), 4164 nucleotides. The record is from RefSeq and is a predicted model, not a curated record. Lineage: Eukaryota; Metazoa; Chordata; Actinopteri; Labriformes; Labridae.